This is a messenger RNA of Ilyonectria robusta, 5421 nucleotides long. RefSeq lists its product as uncharacterized. Bases 1 to 5421 code for a protein of 1806 amino acids. The record is from RefSeq and is a predicted model, not a curated record. The transcript is spliced from 2 exons. Gene Ontology annotation, biological process: cell motility. Gene Ontology annotation, molecular function: catalytic activity; phosphatidylinositol binding. Lineage: Eukaryota; Fungi; Ascomycota; Sordariomycetes; Hypocreales; Nectriaceae.
AUGGCCGAAAAGACCAAAGAGGAAUUGCAUCCUCCUAAGGAUGGAAGUCCACAGUCGGUCCCACCAUCCCUCCCCGAUUUCCAACUCUCCCCGGCGCCGCCGAAGCGAAACUCCAACAACUUCCUGCCUCCCCUUGACCUCGAAGUAACCCCCUCCUCCGACAACCAAGCUUCGAAAAUGGAACUCAAAGAGCCCCCGAGGGAGGCCCCCGCCCCCAAGCCGACCUCAGCUGCACCGUCACUGAAACCCAAGUCCACGGCGGCAUCAACAAAGUCACAGAAGGAGCGGAUUGCUGGUGAUGACCAGGAUGCUCAAGAUGGAAGUGCUGUGCCCAGACGAAGUGUCCAAUUUGUUCGACCCGACGCCCUCGAUCCUCCGGCCGUCCAUACACGCAACGACUCAUUGGACGAACCCGAUACCCCUGGCAAAUCCCGAGGAGCUUCUUUGAUGUCGAAGCUCAAGGCCUUGGCUGCUACCAGUGGCCUCCAGACGCCAAAGUCUCCAGGGACACCUGCCGACUUGACUCCGCAGUCCAUGACGAACUCACCGACUGGUAUGCGGCCAGGCCGUGGUAUCCCGGAUACUCUGACUGAAGAAGACACGAACGCGGAUGCCGAUGCGGAGGAGACGGCAGACGAGGCCAAUGGCGCAGAGAACGACAAGUCCAAAAAGAAAAAGAAGAGAAGGAUGCGUCGUCCUAAGAAGACACAUGCGCCAAACCCGUCGACUUCGAAACGUUUUCCUCUUGAGACGGACAUGCCGGGCACCUAUGAUCGGCUCCUCAGACGUCGCGCCAGCAUGCCGGACGCAACUGGAGCCGAAUAUGGAGUUUCUGAAGGCGAAGGUCGUGAUCGGUUAGGUAUGACAUUUCGGAGAGGUCACUCCUGGGUGAACCCGGCUGUACGACAAUCGGGAGAGGAGGGAGACGAGGGCGAGAGCACAGCCGUUGUAGGACGACGAAUGGGCCACUUGCGUCGAAUUACCGUAUUCGGAGGUGGCGGCGUAUCGGAUGGCGAUGCCAUGACUCCUCGACGCCCAUUCUUCAACUCUGAACGAGCCUCGACUUUUGGUGCUCAGAAAUGGAAGCAAGUCAAGAACACCCUAAAGCUUCUCCGACAAAAGAAGGAAGAUCGAUUCGACUACUUCAAAUCAGCAGAGUUGAUGGCUGAGCUGAGAGCCGGUGCCCCUGCCGUUCUAAUGCUUGCUAGCAUGAUUCAACGAGAUGAACACGGGAACAAGAGGAUCCCAGUUCUCAUGGAGCAGCUGAAGCUACGCAUCACUGAUAGUAGCCCGGCUCCUGACGACGACAAAGACCGUCAUUGGUUUUUCACUAUCGAACUGGAGUAUGGCAGUGGGCCAAGCAGGAUGGGCUGGACAGUGUCCCGAACUCUGAGAGACAUCUACAAUCUUCAUCUGCGAUACAAGUUCGCCAUCGGCAAUGAGAAAUAUAUGCCGGGCCGACUGGAUCUGGGUGGCCGUCCAAAGCAGCCCAAGUUCCCUUACUCGGCUUUUCCCUAUCUGCGUGGAGCUCGCAAGAAGGGUGAGAAGGGCGACGAUAGUGACGAGGAAGAGCUCGCCAGCGGCCGUGGCGAGGACACAGCCGGCGACGCCACCGCUACCGAAGCAGCUGAUGCUAUCAUGAGCGACCUGGACAUGCCGACCAUGACGCCGAGGAGGAAGGGCGGUCGCAGCAUCUUGGGGAUGAGACGGAGAUCUACGGGAAUCACCGAUCCAGGCGAGAUGUCACAACCAGAAGGCCCGGGCGGACCAGUAGUAGACCUGGCGACACGGAGACAACGUUACGUGGAGAAGCAGCGCCGCAUUCUGGAGAAAUAUCUUUCCGAGAUGAUCCGAUGGCUCAUGUUCAGGGCGGAUAGCAAUCGACUCUGUCGCUUCCUCGAGCUUUCAGCCCUCGGCGUUCGACUUGCUGCCGAGGGUAGUUAUCAUGGCAAAGAGGGUUACCUUCACAUCCAGUCAUCUAAGGGUCUCGACUUCCGUCGCGUCUUGACUCCUGCCAAGGUGAUUGCUCGGCAUAGUCGCAAGUGGUUCCUUGUUCGAGGGAGCUACAUCGUGUGUGUCGAGUCGCCUGAGAACAUGAACAUUUAUGAUGUCUACCUAGUCGAUUCUAAGUUCAGAAUUGUGUCUAAGCGACAUAAGAUGAAUCAAAUUGGCUCUAGCGAGAAGGCAUCGGAAAUCGACUUGACGGUCGAGGCGGCUCCAGAGAAACAUCACACCCUGACCUUGCACACUUCCGAACGCAAGGUGCGCCUCUUCUCGCGCAACCAGUCCGUCAUGAGGCAGUUUGAAGACUCGAUCAAUGAGAUGUUGAAGCAAACCCUCUGGUAUCAGAAGAAGCGGUUUGACAGUUUCUCUCCUGUGCGAACUGGCGUGUUCGCCCAAUGGCUCGUUGAUGGGCGUGACUACAUGUGGAACGUUUCGAGAGCCAUCAACAUGGCCAAGGAUGUCAUUUACAUCCAUGAUUGGUGGCUGAGUCCUGAACUCUACAUGCGAAGACCGGCGGCCAUUAGCCAGAAAUGGCGUCUGGAUAGACUUCUACAGAAGAAGGCUAGAGAAGGUGUGAAGAUUUUCGUCAUCGUCUAUCGCAACGUCGAGGCCGCGGUUCCAAUCGACUCGGAGUACACCAAGUUUUCGUUGCUCAACCUCCACCCCAACAUCUUCGUCCAGAGAUCGCCAAACCAGUUCAAGAAAAACCAAUUCUUCUUCGCGCACCACGAGAAGAUUUGCGUCGUGGAUCAUGACGUUGCAUUUGUUGGAGGUAUUGAUCUUUGCUUUGGCCGUUGGGAUUGUCCUCAGCAUCCCGUUGCCGACGACAAACCCACUGGAUUCGAGGUUUCUGAGACGCCCAAGGAUGCUGAACACUGUCAACUGUUUCCGGGCAAGGACUACUCGAACCCGCGAGUGCAGGAUUUCUUCAGACUCAACGAGCCGUACGAAGAGAUGUACGACCGCAGCAAGGUCCCUCGCAUGCCGUGGCAUGACAUUUCGAUGCAAGUUGUUGGACAGCCAGCUCGAGAUCUGACGCGCCAUUUCGUACAGCGAUGGAAUUACCUGCGCCGAGGACGAAAGCCGACCCGCCCUCUCCCGUUCCUACUCCCCGCUCCCGAUGCCAAUGCGGAAGAACUCGAGGCCCUGGGUCUCACUGGUACCUGUGAGGUGCAGAUCCUCCGAUCAGCGACCACCUGGUCCCUUGGCAUCGAGGAAACAGAGCACAGCAUCCAGAACGCCUACAUCAAGAUGAUUGAGGAUUCUGACCAUUUUGUCUAUAUUGAGAACCAGUUCUUUAUCACUAGCACUGAGGCGUAUAACACCCAAAUUACCAACCGCAUUGGAGAUGCCCUGGUUGAACGAAUCCUUCGGGCUCACGAGAAUGAUGAGGACUGGCGAUGCGUUAUCGUUAUCCCCUUGAUGCCCGGUUUCCAGAAUACAGUUGAUGAGCAGGAAGGCACUAGUGUCCGACUCAUCCUGAUGUGUCAGUUCCGAAGCAUCUGCAGAGGAGAACAGUCAAUCUUUGGUCGACUUCGCGCUGUUGGCAUUGAACCGGAGGACUACAUCAGCUUCUAUUCCCUGCGGCAGUGGGGCAUCAUGAGCACUGAUAUCAUUGUGACGGAACAACUUUACAUUCACGCGAAGACCAUCAUUGUGGACGACCGAGUGGCCCUUAUAGGAUCGGCCAACAUCAAUGAGCGAUCGAUGUUGGGCAACCGUGACUCCGAGUGUGCCGCUAUUGUGCGAGACACGGACAUGAUUAUGUCGACAAUGGGUGGGAAACCUUAUCAAGUCGGCCGCUUUGCGCAUACACUCCGCCUCCGUCUGAUGCGGGAGCAUCUGGGACUGGAUGUGGACGAGAUCCUCGAAGAAGAAAGGCAGACGGAGAUGGACCGCCAGGACUUCGAGCAAGAGAUGGAGGAAAUCUACAAGGAAGAUGAUCCAUCUGGAUCUAAGGACAGCAAACGACCCGACCCUCACCACAUUCCGAGCUUCAAUCACGAGCUUGAUCUCGAGGCAGCCGAGCGAAUGGACGAGUCCGCGAGCUCCAGCUCCAGCUCCUCUUCAUCGUCCGACGAGCCCGAAUCAAGCGCCAUGGCCGAGGGCAAGAGAAAGCAUCACCUAGACGUGACUGGGUAUGGUCCCGAUGGCUGGAAGAAUGCCGAGAAGUCUGGCUUGGACACUGGCCGGGAUUCAGUCAUCAUCAACGGCCGUGAGGUCCUCGUCAGCAGUAUCGGCAACGAGGGCAAGGGAACAUUACAGACACCGAGAGGACCAAACUCCUCACUCCCGGCCCGGGAGAACAAGUAUCCUGACCCCAGCAAGUUGCAAAACGAGCCCCUGCCCCCUAUGCCUGCUUUGGAUCGACGGACUACGGAUCAGUUGGGGCUACCAAGAGCUGCUCAGUUGCCGUCACUCCCAGUGGUAGAUGACACUGAUAUCGGCGGCCCCCCAAUGCACUUGGACCCCGAGUCUGGGCGACCCAUGGUCGGCUUUGUUCAUCCCAUGGCAGCAGAUAUUCAAGCUGCUCAGAUCGACAAGGAUUGCAUGCGAGAUCCUAUUAGCACCGACUUCCUCGACGAAAUUUGGAACCGUGUUGCAGCGAACAAUACCAAGCUGUACCGCAGAGUCUUCCGCUGCAUGCCUGACUCUGAGGUGAGCACCUGGGCUGAGUACCGAGAGUAUGAUAACUAUGGAAAGCGAUUCCGCGCAAGCAUGGAGGGUCGUUCGCGACAGGAUUCUGAGGUUAAACCCGAACCCAGCCAUCGUGGCUCGACAUCUGCUGGAGCUGGGAUAGCAGCACCAGGACCAGAAGUUUUGGCAAAGGCCGCCGAGCACGAAGUCGCAGGGAAGCUUACUGAGAAGCUGCAUAUUCAUACACAUGACGAUGAGAGAAUCAAAAUCAUCAUUCCAAAUGAAGGAGAGAAGGAGUUGAAAGAAAAGCAGCUCGCUCAUGAUGACGGCUCCAAUACUUCUCAGGCAAGGCCAGAUACCGGCCAUACCAGCAACAACCCGCGUCUGGUCGAGGCGCCCUCUCCAGUUUAUUCGAUUGGAGACACUCCGUUCCCUGCCUUUGAGAACAACCAGAGCAAGUUCCUGGAGCCCCAGCUUAGCACUAGGGAUAGAGAUCGACGAACAACCUUCUCGACUCUCGAGAAGCCCUCCUCAAGGGAAACGAAUAACCCCCCUGGCGGUAUCGGGUCGGUUAAGCGCCGCCGCCGAGCCACGACGAAGAACAGCCGUCGUGGGUUUACCAUUGAGGACAUGCCUACGCGCGAGCACGCCGAGGAUUUGUUGAACUUGGUUCAGGGAAAUUUGGUGCAGUUCCCCUACGACUGGCUCCUUACGGAAGAGCAGAACGGCAAUUGGGGUUACCAAGUGGAUGGUGUCGCCCCCUUGGCAAUUUACAAUUAA